AUGGGCGACAUGGCAAACAACUCAGUUGCAUAUGGUGGAGUAAAAAACUCUUUGAAGGAAGCUAAUCAUGAUGGAGACUUUGGAAUUACGCUCGCGGAGCUGCGGGCCCUCAUGGAGCUCAGGUCUACAGAUGCAUUACGAAAAAUACAGGAAAGCUAUGGCGACGUCUAUGGAAUUUGCACCAGGUUGAAAACAUCUCCCAAUGAAGGUUUAAGUGGAAACCCUGCAGAUAUAGAGAGAAGAGAAGCAGUGUUUGGAAAGAAUUUUAUACCUCCUAAAAAGCCAAAAACCUUUCUUCAGUUAGUAUGGGAAGCAUUACAAGAUGUCACUUUAAUUAUAUUAGAAAUUGCAGCCCUAGUAUCAUUGGGCCUUUCUUUUUAUCAACCUCCAGAAGGGGAUAAUGCACUUUGUGGACAAGUUUCUGUUGGCGAGGAAGAAGGUGAAGGUGAAACCGGUUGGAUUGAAGGCGCUGCAAUCCUCUUGUCAGUGGUGUGCGUGGUGUUAGUAACCGCUUUCAAUGACUGGAGUAAGGAAAAACAGUUUAGAGGUUUGCAGAGUCGAAUUGAGCAAGAACAGAAGUUCACAGUCAUCAGGGGUGGUCAGGUCAUUCAGAUACCUGUAGCUGACAUUACCGUUGGAGAUAUUGCUCAAGUGAAAUAUGGUGAUCUUCUUCCAGCUGAUGGCAUACUUAUUCAAGGCAAUGAUCUUAAAAUUGAUGAAAGCUCAUUGACUGGAGAAUCUGACCAUGUCAAGAAGUCUUUAGAUAAGGAUCCCUUACUUCUAUCAGGUACUCAUGUAAUGGAAGGCUCUGGAAGAAUGGUAGUUACUGCUGUAGGUGUAAAUUCUCAAACUGGAAUUAUCUUUACCUUACUUGGAGCUGGAGGCGAAGAGGAAGAGAAGAAAGAUGAGAAGAAAAAGGAAAAGAAAAAUAAGAAACAAGAUGGAGCUAUUGAGAAUCGCAACAAAGCAAAAGCCCAGGAUGGUGCAGCCAUGGAAAUGCAGCCUUUGAAGAGUGAAGAAGGUGGAGACGGUGAUGAAAAAGACAAAAAGAAAGCAAAUUUGCCAAAAAAGGAAAAGUCUGUUUUACAAGGGAAACUUACAAAGUUGGCUGUUCAGAUUGGCAAAGCAGGUUUGUUGAUGUCUGCCAUCACAGUUAUCAUUCUAGUAUUAUAUUUUGUAAUUGAUACAUUCUGGGUUCAGAAGAGGCAGUGGCUCGCUGAGUGUACACCAAUUUACAUCCAAUAUUUUGUGAAGUUCUUCAUCAUUGGAGUUACGGUUUUAGUGGUAGCUGUACCAGAAGGGCUUCCGCUUGCAGUCACUAUCUCCCUGGCUUAUUCAGUCAAGAAAAUGAUGAAGGAUAAUAACUUAGUACGGCAUCUGGAUGCUUGUGAAACCAUGGGAAAUGCUACAGCUAUUUGUUCAGAUAAAACAGGAACAUUGACAAUGAACAGAAUGACAGUUGUUCAAGCUUACAUAAAUGAAAAACAUUAUAAAAAGGUUCCUGAACCAGAAGCUAUUCCACCAAAUAUUUUGUCCUAUCUUGUAACAGGAAUUUCUGUGAAUUGUGCUUAUACAUCAAAAAUAUUGCCACCAGAGAAAGAGGGUGGAUUACCUCGUCAUGUUGGUAAUAAAACUGAAUGUGCCUUGUUGGGACUUCUUUUGGAUUUAAAACGGGAUUAUCAGGAUGUUAGAAAUGAAAUACCAGAAGAAGCACUGUACAAAGUCUACACCUUCAAUUCUGUUAGGAAGUCCAUGAGUACUGUCCUGAAAAAUUCAGAUGGAAGUUUUCGAAUAUUCAGCAAGGGUGCAUCUGAGAUAAUUCUGAAAAAGUGUUUCAAAAUCUUGAGUGCUAAUGGUGAGGCAAAAGUAUUCAGACCAAGGGACCGUGAUGAUAUUGUAAAAACUGUGAUUGAACCGAUGGCAUCAGAAGGCUUGAGAACCAUAUGUCUUGCAUUCAGAGAUUUCCCAGCAGGAGAACCAGAACCAGAGUGGGAUAAUGAAAAUGAUAUUGUCACCGGCCUUACAUGCAUUGCUGUUGUGGGGAUUGAAGAUCCUGUGAGACCUGAGGUACCAGAUGCAAUAAAGAAAUGUCAGAGGGCUGGAAUUACUGUGCGGAUGGUCACUGGUGAUAAUAUUAAUACUGCCCGGGCUAUUGCUACCAAGUGUGGCAUUUUACAUCCUGGGGAAGAUUUCCUGUGCCUAGAAGGUAAAGAUUUCAAUAGAAGAAUACGAAAUGAAAAAGGAGAGAUUGAGCAAGAGCGGAUAGACAAGAUUUGGCCAAAGCUUCGAGUACUUGCGAGAUCAUCUCCUACUGAUAAACAUACACUGGUUAAAGGUAUAAUUGACAGCACUGUCUCAGAACAACGUCAGGUUGUAGCUGUAACUGGUGAUGGUACAAAUGAUGGCCCAGCACUAAAGAAAGCGGAUGUUGGGUUUGCAAUGGGUAUCGCUGGAACUGACGUCGCUAAAGAGGCAUCUGAUAUUAUUCUCACAGAUGACAACUUUACAAGCAUUGUUAAAGCAGUUAUGUGGGGACGAAAUGUUUACGACAGCAUCUCCAAAUUCCUUCAGUUCCAGCUGACUGUGAACGUUGUGGCCGUGAUCGUCGCCUUCACGGGCGCGUGCAUCACCCAAGAUUCACCACUUAAGGCUGUGCAGAUGCUGUGGGUAAACCUCAUAAUGGAUACACUCGCUUCCCUGGCUCUGGCAACUGAGCCCCCCACGGAGUCCCUCUUGCUUCGGAAACCUUACGGUAGAAACAAGCCUCUCAUCUCACGCACAAUGAUGAAGAAUAUUUUGGGCCAUGCAUUCUAUCAACUUGUCGUCGUCUUUACACUCUUGUUUGCUGGAGAAAAGUUUUUUGAUAUUGAUAGCGGAAGAAAUGCUCCUUUGCAUGCUCCUCCUUCGGAACAUUAUACUAUUGUUUUUAAUACAUUUGUACUGAUGCAACUUUUCAACGAAAUAAAUGCCCGGAAAAUUCACGGUGAAAGAAAUGUGUUUGAAGGAAUCUUUAAUAAUGCCAUCUUCUGCACAAUUGUUUUAGGCACUUUUGUGGUACAGAUAUUAAUCGUGCAGUUUGGUGGCAAGCCUUUCAGUUGUUCAGAACUUUCAAUAGAGCAGUGGCUAUGGUCAAUAUUCCUAGGGAUGGGAACGUUGCUCUGGGGCCAGCUUAUUUCAACUAUUCCAACUAGCCGUUUAAAAUUCCUAAAAGAAGCUGGUCAUGGAACACAGAAGGAAGAAAUCCCUGAGGAGGAGUUGGCAGAGGACGUGGAAGAGAUCGAUCACGCUGAAAGGGAGUUGCGGCGUGGCCAGAUCUUGUGGUUUAGAGGUCUGAACAGAAUCCAGACGCAGAUGGAUGUAGUGAAUGCUUUCCAGAGUGGAAGUUCCAUUCAGGGGGCUCUAAGGCGGCAACCCUCCAUCGCCAGCCAGCAUCAUGAUAUUCGAGUGGUGAAUGCAUUUCGUAGUUCUUUAUAUGAAGGGUUAGAAAAACCGGAAUCAAGAAGUUCGAUUCACAACUUUAUGACACAUCCUGAGUUUAGGAUAGAAGAUUCAGAGCCUCAUAUCCCCCUUAUCGAUGACACUGAUGCUGAAGAUGAUGCUCCUACAAAACGUAACUCCAGUCCUCCACCCUCCCCCAACAAAAAUAACAAUGCUGUUGACAGCGGGAUUCACCUUACCAUAGAAAUGAACAAGUCUGCUACCUCUUCAUCCCCAGGAAGCCCACUACAUAGUUUGGAAACAUCACUCUGAUUGUAAGCUGAAUGUUAACACACUAGCUGCAUUGUAAAGAAACAAAUUGAAACUGGGUCUUUUCACACAUUGUGACGGACAAGAUCGUAUUCUUGUCUUUGGACUUCAACAGAAGACACACUUGUACGAAUGUAGAUUUAUUUUUUUAAAAAAAAGCAAAGCUUUCUGCCAGACUGAGGGUGCUUUUUGGGGGGUGGGAGAAAUGAACUGACAGAUAAACAGUAACUCAGCGUAAGUUGACCUGUGGAUCAUCAGUGGUACCUAGGAAUGGUCCUGAACAGUGUAAUGUAGACCUUUAGUUUAUCUCCAUCCUUGAUGGGAGAGAGUUAGGAGGAAAGCCGGGCAAGCAGGCAAAGAGCCCUGGAUCAUUGAAUCGAUACUUUAAUUUCUGCUGUUGGCUGUUAAUAAUUUGGAUUAUUUAUGUUUAUAAAUGAUACAGAUCUGUUUACAAGGUUUGUAGAUACUUUUUUUGUUCCUGUUCAUAGAUGGGAAGCUUCCUUAUAACUGAUGCAGAGAAAAAUUAGUCCUUCAAAUACUGCUGUAUUUUCAGGAAAAAAAAGGGGGGGGUGUUUCUAUUGAAACUGUACUAAAUUUUUGCCUACAAUUUACCUUGUUAAAUAUUGUAGAUAAAUUGCUAAUACUAAUAGCCAAAUAGAUAACACUAAUGCUUUGUUUAAAAAAACAAAAAAAAGAAAACAAAACAAAAAAACAUGAGCAGUGGUGUUCUAAUGAAGUUAUGGCAUCUGUCCUAAUUAGUUUCUUAAAUACAUUUACUACUUAAUGGUUUUGAAAGAACUGUUUAAUUUUUAAAAUUUUUGAAAACUUGCUAAUAACCUUUGUUCAGAAUUUAGUAGAUUGUUUAAUGCGGGACAUCAACUACAUAAUGAAAGAUGCUUGAAAUGCUUUUGUUAUUUCAGGCAAAUCAAAUUAAAUCAAACUAUCAAACUACAAGAGAACCUUAGUCCUUUUUGUUUUUGUCUAAACAUGUUAGUUCAGUGAUGUCUUGGCGAACUGUGAGUGAACUGUAUUGAUUUUUCUGAUAAAUCCUUAGGACCCUUCAUGCAGCAUGAGGGCUGUUGGCAUUUUGAAAAAGGUUAAUAAGUAGAAGCAUUCAUGUUUUCCUUUUGUUUUUGAAACUUGUUUGUAAACAUAAAUAAAUAUGCCCUUUUAUUGAAUAAAUACAUGGCACUGUUUUUUUAAAAAGAAAUUUCAGCUUCUUUCCUCAAUUCUGCAUAUAUGGUACAUCAGUCUGUUCCCUUUAACCGUAAUUGGAGUAAAUUUCAAGAUGGUAACAGCCCCAUGAAGUGCCGCUGUAAUUCCUUGGUGGUAAUCUAAUAGAACCAUACCAAGAAAAUCACCAUCUGACAUAUUCUGCAGAGAAUUUAGUUUGCCUAAAAUAGUCUCAGUUUAAAAAACAAAAAUGACCACCAUUGUCUUCGAUACAUUUAUUUUACUUCUUAAGUGGCCAAAUAACACAUUAGGUAAAAUGAGAUUAUAUGAAAAGGUGGAAAAGUUCCUAAAAAAAAUAUUUAGAUGUAUUAACGGUAUGCUCGAAUGCCCAUCUCUAAGCCAAUUGGAUUCUUUAAGUCUUUGUUUCUUCCUUUUGUCUAUCUCCUCCCCUUUUUUGCCUCUGUCUUUACCUUUUAGGAACUGGCAUUGUAUUAGGGCCCAGAUUUCACCAGAUACACAAUCCUCAGGCUGACGUAAAGUUUACGAGGACUACUCUGACAUCUGAGAGUGCUGACCCAGCAGGAAACAUUUAGUUGACGGUGCUUGAUAUUUUUGGUGGGUGGGGGAAAACCUUUUUCUCUCCAUCAGUCCUUUGCAGUAAUCCUCUGCAAGUAUUAGAAAUACAUUGGCUCUGUCAGCAUUUGUAGUUGUACAUUUAUUCAUCAGGUAUUUAUAGCAAAUCAUACUGUAAAAAGAGGUAGCAUGAUAUGCUGGAAGGCGUACAAGGCUAGGAGUCAAGACCUGGUUUCUAGUCUUGGUUUUGCCAUUAACGUGCUGCAUGACCUUGGGAAAAUCAUUUACCCUAAACAAGGGUGGUGGACUAGACUAUCUCGAAGAACCCUUUCAACUCUAAAAUUGACCCUAUCAACUGGAGAGCCUGCAAGGCAUAGGGAAUAGAGAAAAGGGAAAUGUUUUCAGUUUUCUUUUUUAUUUUGGUUAUGCUUAAAUAUGAAUGUAAUUACCAAAAGAUUUAGAAGUGCAUGUGCUUUGGAGGAUUUGUAUUGAGCUUUUACAGUAUUCAUUUUUCAACUCAAGGCAAUGGCUUUUUACACCAACUCUAAUCCAUAAACGGGUCUUAAGACAUCCAUGAAGUAGUAGCAAGACAUGCUUAGUGUGUAUAUCUCUCUUUGAGACACUGUAAUUUCUACCAGAAAUUUCCAGAGCAUUAUGUAAGUAGAAAAAAAUGCAAGCAAGCUGUUAAAGAUCUUGGAUCCCAUAUAUAAUAUGUAUAGCGGAAAUCAGCAUCUGUAAUUCAAUCACUUUUUCUCUUUUAUCCUCUAACCAAAAAAUUGUUUAAUUUUGCAUCCCAAAUGUUUUUAAUCUUUGUAUAUUUUUUAAAAAUCUUUUUCUCCUCAUCAUUGCCUUUUUUGUGGUUGUAAAUAGACUUACUUGCACUUUGAAGAUGAGUUACUCCUUGUCAUCUUACAAAUAUGUGAUAUGGUAAUUUUCAUAACAGAUGUCAGUUUUGAACCAAGAAAUGGUGAUUUGUUUAUAAGAAAAAAAAACUGGCUUCAUUUCUGUGAAAUUGCUCUUUGAAAAUUUCUUUUUACACGUGUAAGCCAACUGAGAUACCGUGAUGGUGUUGAUUUCUUUCAAUGAUGCUUACCAUCUAUUUUAGCCACUGAGCCUUUUAUUAUUUGUCUAUUUGUAAAGUUUAUUUGUCUUAACUCAUUUAAUAAAUAUACUGUUUAUCUGU
This is a messenger RNA of Equus caballus (horse), 6676 nucleotides long. It is a transcript of the gene ATP2B1, whose product is annotated as ATPase plasma membrane Ca2+ transporting 1. Gene Ontology annotation, biological process: calcium ion transmembrane transport; regulation of cytosolic calcium ion concentration. Gene Ontology annotation, cellular component: plasma membrane; intracellular membrane-bounded organelle. Lineage: Eukaryota; Metazoa; Chordata; Mammalia; Perissodactyla; Equidae. Gene Ontology annotation, molecular function: ATP hydrolysis activity; PDZ domain binding; P-type calcium transporter activity. The record is from RefSeq and is a predicted model, not a curated record.